AUGGGAGGAAACGUUGAAGUUUUGCAGGAAUUCAGCAAUUCUGCGUCACAACUACUUCACUCACGCUCACCUCCUCCUCCUCCACCUCCUUCUCCUCCACCUCCUUCUCCUCCUCCUCCACCUCCUUCUCCUACUCCUCCUAUUCUCGCGACGAUGCGACGUACGUCCGUAUGUUGUCCGCGCCAUUCAUGCUACAACGCGCAUUAUGUGGAGAAACAAUCACAGAGUGCAGUGCAGUGUAUUCCUAUAUUAUUAUUAUUAUUAUUAUUAUUAUUAUUAUUAUUAUUAUUAUUAUUAUUAUUAUUAUUAUUAUUAUUGUUAUUAAUUGUACAUAUAUAA
This is a messenger RNA of Necator americanus (New World hookworm), 339 nucleotides long. RefSeq lists its product as uncharacterized. The record is from RefSeq and is a predicted model, not a curated record. The coding region runs from base 1 to 339 and encodes 112 amino acids. Lineage: Eukaryota; Metazoa; Nematoda; Chromadorea; Rhabditida; Ancylostomatidae. The transcript is spliced from 3 exons.